AUGUUUCUAGGUGAUUUUCCCCGUGUCUCCAGAUUCUCCAGAUAUCGCGAACACAGAACAGGGGGACAAUCACACACCAUCCCGAUUCCGUCCACCGGCAUUCCGGGCGAAAACACCCGGCUUGACGCUAGAAGAGGGGGUUUCGCCGAGGUGAAGCCGAGGAUGCACCCCUACCGACCGACUUGCACCGGAGGCUCGGAGGGAAGAUUAGUCGAGUUGGAGACCCAUGGGGUGGCAAUUCCGAAUCGGCCCGAUGGCAGAGACGUCGCAGCUCUUUACCACAAUCGGGAUGCCGAACGGACGGCGUGGGGGUUGGAAGGUCCAAUGAUGGAGAAGGAUCUCGGGCGAGUUCCGAUUACGUUGGAUUUCUCUUUCGGCCCGGCUUUUCUCGUGAGGCAGGAAAUGGGUUUAAGGGGUUAUGGAGUUGGGGAAAUGGGGGAUAUCAUUGUAAUUAACGCAAUUAUCUGGCGGUCGAAGAACCAUAUCACGUUGGAAGGGUUCAUUCUCUUCUACCAUCAGUUAGCAGUUGGUAGAGAGUCUGAAGGUUUCCCCGAAGUUUAUACCAGUCUGGGUCAGGGCCCGAGACCUCCAAAAUCGUUACAGCGCAAACUCAAGUCUGGUUGA
Messenger RNA from Aspergillus melleus, 624 nucleotides. RefSeq lists its product as uncharacterized. Bases 1 to 624 code for a protein of 207 amino acids. Lineage: Eukaryota; Fungi; Ascomycota; Eurotiomycetes; Eurotiales; Aspergillaceae. The record is from RefSeq and is a predicted model, not a curated record. The transcript has a single exon.